UGUCUCAUUCUUAUUAGAACUUGUGACCAUGACAGUACAGAUGUUGUGUCUACAACAACACUCUACAUUACCAAAUAUUUGACCUUUUAUAGAGUAUUUGUGCUCCAUUCUGACUUGCAGGCUGCAGGGCGCUUCCUGCUUCAGGAUGACCCAAAAAGCCGCUGGGAAAAGGCAAUGGAUCAGUUCUGGAACCAUGUGUCAAAGGUUGAGGAGAUGAGGGACAUCAUCAAAGCCACCCAGCUCGGCAGAGAAUUAGACACACUGAUCAGUGACACCAUGAUGGAACUGCAAAUGUACAAAGAUGACCUGCACUCAAAACUGGGCCCUUAUGCGCAGGAUACUGCCAAGAGAUUCAAUGAAGAUCUGCAGCUGCUGGCCAGUAAGCUCCGCACACAUCUGGAGGAUGCUAGGGAUCGUGUCAGUGAAUACACAGAGGAGCUUCGAACCAUUGUGGAACAGAACGCUGACGAGGUCAAGAACAGGGUCAACACAAUUGCAUGACCUCUUGCAUAUCUU
This is a messenger RNA of Carassius carassius (crucian carp), 516 nucleotides long. Its product is annotated as apolipoprotein Eb-like. The annotation marks the transcript as partial. Gene Ontology annotation, cellular component: intermediate-density lipoprotein particle. Gene Ontology annotation, biological process: negative regulation of neuron apoptotic process; cholesterol catabolic process; regulation of amyloid-beta clearance. NCBI's taxonomy places the organism in Eukaryota, Metazoa, Chordata, Actinopteri, Cypriniformes, Cyprinidae. The record is from RefSeq and is a predicted model, not a curated record. The transcript is spliced from 2 exons.